Molecule: messenger RNA, 9409 nt
Organism: Pocillopora meandrina
Lineage: Eukaryota; Metazoa; Cnidaria; Anthozoa; Scleractinia; Pocilloporidae
Source: the annotation of a GenBank genome assembly
GGGUGAUUAAAAAACAUGGCGGCAGAUUCCGGGGAAUCUUCGUUUCCUUUCAUUUCUCGUCGAUCUCCUGUUCUUUCCCUUCGUGGAGCGGUAGCUUCAAGUCAACCACUAGCAACAGACGCAGGAUUAAAAAUUUUACGAGCUGGUGGAAAUGCAGCCGACGCAGCAGUCGCCGUUGCCGCCUGUUUGAAUGUGACGGAACCUUGCAGUACCGGGAUAGGAGGAGAUGCGUUCUGUUUAUUUUAUGACGCGCAAAAAAGGAUUGUCAAAGGAAUCAAUGGAAGGUAUUGAUGUUUAUAGUAAUUCAUAUUCAGAACUUUCCUAUAGACUAUUAGACCAGGGGAAGUCAAGAUCCAAAAGUUUGUUUCAGAUGUGAAGAGUAGGGCAAGUAACUGCCAUGCACGCGCAAAUCAUAUGAGCUGUUUCGACUAGGUGCUGUCUAUAUUCUGUUCGAAUCGUCGCCAAAACAGGCUACGGUUGAAGUUAGCGCUAUGGUUGCGUAGAUGCUCCCAAAAAUAUUUGAGAGGGUCAGGUGUCAAACUCGAGAGAUGACCAAUUGGAAAUUUGUUCCUUUUCCGUCAGGCCCACUACCUAAUCUGCCCCAUUUGACCUACCCCCUGAAAAUGUGCUUUUAACAUACGUACGAGAGACACGGGAAAAACAGGGCACUUUCUGGAAGUGAUCUGAAGUGUUUGUGUGGUCAUCCAAUCUGACUUUCAUAUGUCAAAGGGUGAUGAUGAAGGAGGCAGAUUGUAGCUUGCACAUCAAUUUCAGUAUCAACGAGAAAUCCCCUCCAGUUUUGCUGUAUAAUGUUACAGUUUUGUUUCCUGAAAAUGAGGUACUAUUUUAGAGAGAAAAAACAGCAGGAGUUUCCCUUUGAGUCUGCAUCCUCCUUUUCUUAACUCUAACAACUCAACCUGCCUCACUUUUAUUUAUAGUAAUUUACAUAACCAAAUCUGGGCAUUUAAAAUUCCAUUAUUUUUGCUCAAGUGUUUUUUUUGCUAGGCUACAAAACUGCAGCCAGUUAAUACUUUAUCAUCAUGUACGAGAUCUAGUCUCUAUUAUGUAUGAGAAAGUAAAGAGGGUGAUAUUUUUACCAUAGUUGAUAAAUUUUCCUAUUUAUUCAUAAUUCUGUCUUUUUGGUGUGUUCCAUUUUUUUAAGUGGACGAGCAUCAUCCAACUUGACAUUAGAUUGCCUGAAAAGAGCAGGUGUUGUAAAGCCUGGUGAUGAUCACUUGCCUUACACAUCUGCCCAUUGUAUCACUGUCCCUGGGGCUGCUGCUGCUUGGUGCGAUACAGUGGAACAGUUUGGUAGUGGAGAGGUACUUGUAAUUGUAAUGACCUAUUAGGUGUCCCUUUUCACUCAAAAACAAGCCAUCAGAUUAUUAGAUUGAUUACUUUUAGCAUUUCUGAUUAGCUGGCACAUAGUAAUUCAAGAAAAGUUCAAAACUGGUGAACAAGCAGCUGAGAAACACCUUCAGCUAGACUGAAAAUUUAUCUUUUGUUGUUUCUCGAUCAUUGAAAAAUUAUGUAUCUAGUAUCUCAUCAUGUCAGGCAAAGACUGGGAAGGUAUCAAAUUAAUUUGAAGAACUGAUGCAUUUUCCAAAACCAGGCAUCCUAUGCAGUAUCAUGAAGACUUGAAUUAAUUCAUAAAGGGGUAAGUUUUUAAAGAAACUGUGCUGCUGCAUCAGUGGGAGAGUAUAGCAGGUAAUUUAGUGUUAACAACUGAAUUGAAAACAUAAAUUAGCUACUGUAAAGGGUAAAAAAGCUGACAUUUCGAGCAUUAGCCCUUCGUCAGAGUGAUUGAUCGAUUCACAUGUGAAUUUAUGUUGCAUUUCCUUAAAGGUAAAUCCAGGCUUUAGAAGAAUAGUGAACCCCUAUGCAAUUUAGCUGUUUAUUUGCAACUGAACUCACAAUUUAUUUUUCUUUAUUGUUGUUUUCAGUUAUCUUUGAAAAAUAUCUUACAACCAGCAAUUGACUUAGCAAAGGAAGGAUUCCCUGUUCACCCAGUUGCUGCCUAUUUUUGGGAUAAAUGUGGGUCGUGUCUUCAAGUUCCAACAAAUAAACAUGGAUGUGACAUGUUGUUAAAUGGACAUCCUCCCAAAGCAGGUGAUGUCAUGGUGAUGCCACAUUUAGCUGCAACAUUUGAGGUAACCUUUUCACACAAACCCUAUGAAGUAAAAGAACUACCUCUCUAUUUUUGAAAAGCUAAUCCUUUCCUAUAUUGCUGUUAACAAAAAUACCACUUACUAACUGAGUUUUUGGUCCAUAUUGUAAGUCAUGGAUCAAGCAGAAAAAACAACAUUUCAAAACCUAAAAUGUGGACCAAGAAAACUAGGUUAGUUGGAUAUUUAUUAUUUCUUUGGAUUCAAACAGAGAGGGAAGACUUCAAGUCAAACAAACUUGUAAGUUUAGUGGGCCAAACAUUGAAGUACAGCCCUCAUAAUUAACUUAUCAUAGCAAUGAUGUUUUACUGUAUGAAAAAAUGUAAUUUAGCAUGAGGGGCAUCUAAUUAGCUUGCUGUAUUAUGCCCUUCUCCAUUGUCGUAAUCUUGUUAUGAUUAUUCAAAUGUUGUGAUGGUUGAAAUAGAGGAAAUAGUAAAACAAAAAAACCCCCAAAAAAAACCACUUUGUGCCUUCAAAAUUUGCCCACUGACUUCAUAUAAUUUGCUCCUUUAAUAAGUACAGGUGUACUGUGCAGAUGGUAGAGGUGGGAAAGCUGCAAGGGAGCUAACACUGUAAAAACAUUUUAACUGGCUACAGAAACAAGAAUUAAACUUUUGGUAGGGGUGCUAAGCAUUCAGUUAUGUGCAUGUAACUCAGCCUGGCCAUGCGGGAAUUGGACAGAAAGGGUGGAAACCCUGGAAUGUCAAUCAAAGAAAAUGACAUCUAAAUAAAUAUUUAUUUCAAGUUGACCUGUGCUAUCCCAGUGGUUUUCCUUUAUGAGAGGAAUGACUUGGUUUAUUUGCUCUUAAUGAGUAGAUUCAGUUUCUUCUGCUGCUGUAGACUGGGUUACCAUUGCAAAUUGAUGUUUUGUAGGACUUGGCUUCAAAAGGGAAGGAUGCUUUCUACAAAGGACGUAUAGCCAAGGCAAUAGUUGAUGUUGUACAAGAGCAUGGUGGAUUGUUAUCCCUUGAAGACUUGCAGCAACAUUACAGCACUUUUGAUGAACCAAUAAAGACUUCUUACCGUGGGAUAAAUGUUUGGGAAAUGCCUCCAAAUGGACAGGGAAUCACUGCACUACUGGCAUUGAACAUACUAGAGGGAUAUGACAUCCAAGGUUAGAAAUAAUGAAAACUUAUAGCAGCAGGAACAAAAAUCUCACACUUGAGGAAGUACAGAUAUUUUACCACAGGAUUUGUUUCAGUAGUGCUUGGUUGUAGCAGUGCUGUUAACAACACUUUCCAAAGUAUUUUGUGUUUUCCAAAAUAGCAUUUCCGCAAAAAAGGGAUCCUUUAGGAGUUAGUUCCGUAUCAGUUUCUUAAAUUAAGACCUUUUUUAUAGACCCACUGAUAGGGUGACUUGAAAGCAGCAAUGUCUUGGUAGAAAGUGCGGAAAUGUCUCACAAAUGAUAGCACCAGAAAGACUUCGAUUUUCACGGAGAAAGGAAAAGUGUUGUUUCAAAGGGGUAAAACAUUAUGCCGUAAUUCAACGGACGGUUAAACGUGAGAACAUUUUACCCAUGCAAAUAUUCCACUUUCCACUGGAUGGUUUGUUCACCCUGAUCAACGUGCCACAAAUGUUCAGAACGUUUAAUACUUGAGAAUAAUGAUUUCUUUGAUUUGAACUUUAAACAUUAACUAUUAAACUUGUGGCAGUUUCUAGUAACAGAAGCAGAAGCAAGAGCACUAACAUAAGUUGCGGCAGUAGUAGAAACAGGAGUAAUAUUAGCAGUAGCUGUAUCGGUUAGUAGCAACAGUUGUAGUGGCAGAAGCGUAACCCUUUGACUCCUUAAAGUAACUAGCACCUAAAGUCUCCUCACAAUAACACCCCUGAAUAAGAAUCAAGGAAAUGAUCACCAAUUAAAGCAGUUCUUGAUUAUUAAACAAAUUCUCCUGGUCAGCAUUCUAGGAAAUUUAAAGAGAAAAAGAAGGGGGAGUCUGCAUACUGGUGUUAGGGUGUAAAUGGUCAAACAGUGGCGAUAGUAGAAAUGCUCACCGCAAUCACGGUGGUGACAGCAGUGGUGGCAGUGUUAAAGGCAGUAAAAUUACUUAACUGUUGCAGCAACUGACCGCAGUAAAACAAGUGGCAUUAGUAGUAAUAGUGUAUUCAUUCAAAACAAUAUUGCAUUAUUAGAAUAAUUGUCCAAUGAUCUAAUGAAUUUAAAAUUUGUUAAACAGUUGAAACUCGUUUUUCCAAUCCAGGGAUGACCCAUAACUCUAGUGAAUACCUCCACACCUUAAUUGAAGCUUUGUCGUUAAGUUUUGCGGAUACUCUGUGGUAUAACGCCGACCCAAAUAAAGUCAAAGUACCCGUUAGUGGAUUAUUGUGUAAAGAAUAUGCAGCAAAACGUCGAGCCCUUAUCAAUGCCCAUAGGUCAGUAUUCUUAUUGUUUGCCAGUUUUCCAUUUUUUUUUCUUUUUCACUUUUUCGCUUUUCGAGUAAUACAUUUAACCUAAACACUGGUAGUGGGAUAUUUUUUGCAAGAAAUGGUCUUUCUAUUCUCUUUUAGGCUUCUAAAAUCUAACCAUUUUUUAGGAUCGGAUCUUGUAUGGGGUAUAGUGUAUACCAUUGCACAGUGGGUUAUGCAGAGGAAACCUUGUUUUUCCUGUAGGUGAAAAUUUAACUUAAUUUGCAAAUAUACUCGGAAACGCUGAUAGGAACGGGUGUAAUCCGAAACGUUUUGGUUACGCGUGUUGCUCGGCGUAUUUGGGGCCAUGUUUUAGAAGUUCAGAUCGUAUCAGAGGUGACUCUUGUAUCUACCUCAAAGCUUUGCCUACUCCUCACCACUCCCUCCCAUUAAAAAUGCAGGCCCAUAGGUUCAUUUCAAUUUUUUGCACUCCUGCUACGCUUGUUAGUGAUGCUAAGUUUAUUUUCUCUACUUGUUUUACAGAGCGUUGGGAAGCUAUGAGCGUGGUUCACCAUUCAGUGGUAGUGACACUGUAUAUUUUAGUGUUGUUGACGCUCAGGGUAAUGCCUGCUCCUUUAUCAACAGUAAUUACCAUAGCUUUGGUACGGGCCUGGUUCCUGAGGGUUGUGGAUUCACUCUUCACGUAAGUACAUUACGCUUACAAAGUUCGUCUAUUUCUUGACUUGUAUUGACAUUUGUGUGUAGAGCUGUUCGGUAAUGUCUGAUAUAUUCCAAAUGGACAAGCGGUGAUGAAAUUUUGCUGCUGAAUGCCUUUGAGUACUCAAAAGUGGUUGGUAACCUGUAAAUAUAAGUUCCUUUAAUAGCUUAGAAUAACUAUCUUACCUGUUAGGUAUUGUAUGCUGAUGUAUCAUAUUCUUGGAUGGUAGAGAAAGUUCAAACUUCACACUUCAGUCCUAAUUUGUGAGAAUAAAACGUAAAAUUAAUGUACUUCCUGACUGUAAUACUCUUUUCCAGAAUCGUGGAAGUAAUUUUUCGCUUCGUCCUGAACAUCCAAAUUUCCUAGAGCCAAUGAAGAGGCCAUACCACACCAUCAUACCUGGUAUGAGUACACAUGAGGAGACUGGGGAAUUGUUCGCGUGUUUUGGUGUUAUGGGAGGCUUUAUGCAGCCGCAAGGACACGUGCAGGUGAGAUGGGGGUGGAUGCAAGCAUGGUGUGUACUCAUUGACUGAGUGGAAGGACCGGAUGGAGAAAUGCGUGGCUGAAGGACAAGAAGUAAUUAUCGAGUGCAGCCAGGGACCUAUGUCAUAACCCGAGUCAAAUAUUUUCCCGUCCGUCCUCACCGAUCUCAGUCAAUAAGAAGUUUAUCAUAUGACCGCUGCUCAUUCAUUUUCUUUCCUUCGUCUGUCAGUUCACAUUUUGCGGGGUCAGACGGUUUAUUCUGACUCCUCUGAAAUUAUUGCAUAUGGCCUUCACACUGGUAUAUUUACAUAUAGUUUUUCAACAAAAGCGCGCGAGGCUACACGGUCAUAUGAUAAUACAGAUUAUUAAAUGUUCCUCUAUCCUUUCCUUUCCUUUUCUGCAAAGGCAAAGUGUGAACCUUAGCUGUGUCCUUGUUUCAGGUACUGCUUAAUAUGAUCGACUUUGGGAUGGACCCUCAACAAGCUUUGGAUAUGCCGAGAUUUUGUAUCCAGAGUGAAGGCCAAGGCCUUGGGUCCGUUUUCCUUGAGGAAGGCAUUUCCGGAAGAGUCGCCAGUGAACUAAAGGAACUCGGACACAAAGUCGCAUACCCGGUGUGUGGCCACAACAGGAGUGUUUUUGGACGGGGUCAAAUAAUUACUCGAAAGAAAGCACCUUGCAAAAAUGGACUUAAACGGGAUGUUUAUUGGUCUGGUUCUGAUCCUAGAGCUGACGGUUCAGCACAUGGAUUAUAAAGAAUGGCAAGAACUUAAGUCUCUUUGGUAGUGAUUUAAAGCUACAAGCUGUCGGAUCUAAGAAACGACUGUGGAAGGAAAAUUUAAGUAUUGAUGAUUAUAAAUCAUAAUGAUGUUAGUAAACACAUCGUCUUGCUUCACUUCCAUAGGUAAUCACGCGUAAUGGAUUAUAUGAUUCGUCCGUUUUGACAAGAGGGAUUCUUAACUAAAAUUGCGAAGGUCUGAUUUGUAGUAGUGUUUUCUCACUCACACUAAAAUGUAAGGUUAAAAGGUGUUAUAUUCGUAAUGGUCAGGGGAAGCAUUUCGCUGAGUGAAUACUAAACGACCGGUAGUGUGCUUGCAUGAGUGGACCUGAACUUAUCACAGUCAGGUGGGAAUAGAGUUACAUCACUCUGUUUUAUGAACUGCCCCGACACAAAUGCUUGUGGUCACUUAAUUUUCCAAAUGUAAGAAUGACUGGUCACAAAAUUGAUGAAAGGUGCGGGCUAAACAAGGUACUUUGUAUGUUGAAUGUAAGCACGUAGGUCCUAAAAACCUCGCAACACCAUUAGUGAGCUGAUUAAUAUGUGUUUUGUAUCGAGGUAUGAAAUCAGUGAUGUUUUCAAAACAGUAUACAAAUUUAAAACGUGGAUGAUAUGCUUUAUGGCCGCUUAACAGGAGUAUAAACAAUAGAAAAACUCCUAUCGGCACGGAUAAAGGAAGCUUCAGUCGCUUGAUAGGUUUUUUAUUCGCGGGCUGAUUGUAUAAUGAUCGUAAUUUUGCAACUCUGGUAAGUGGGCGCCCUUAGGAGUAGCGCCUAACAUGGAUUCCAUUCUGCGUGGAAACACAUGAACGCAUAAGGAAAAUUAAUAGUUUGGAUGAUUCAAGUAUUUAAAAUGGGCGAAAAGGAGAAUAAUUUAUUUUUUUGAGAAAGUGAAUAUGCAUUUUUUAUGUGUUUUUAUACCAUAUUGCAGAUAAGUGAUUUUCAAAUUUAGUCUUUACUGCAGCUUAUUGGUCGUUAAACACGUACUGAGAGUAAUGCUUGAGGUUAACAUCUCACUAUAAAUAUUUUAAAGUACCAUUUAUAAGAAUUUUAUGAACAAAAUAUUAAAAUGCUUUCGCGAAUGGUUUGUGACAUUACCAAAGAUCUUGUUAGAUUUUUGUUUUUAGUUUUUUUUUUUUAAUCUUAGUUCGAGAAUUGGGGAUUUUUUUUUGGGUUUCGGUGAAACAAAUUUUCAGGUGUGCGUUUUUAGAAAUGACAACAUUUUAUCCGAUGAAGGUAGCAAAAUUCUGCGACGUUUAUUAAGUGGAAAUUUCUCUUUUUUUCUAGGACUUGUUUUUGCAAAUCAAGGAAAAUCUACAGAAUUCACCAAAAAAAAAAACCUAACACAUUUUCUUCUACACAGUACCUUUACUUUUUAAGCUCUUCAUUCAUUUCCGGUGCGCAAUUUGAAAUGCUGAAAUCACCAUAAGAUUAAACUUGUCGAUUUUUCUUAACUCAAGUGAAUAGUAACUUUUCCAUUAGUGGUCAUUUAUCGUUUUUGUGCAAAUUAUCCAACGCCCAAACGAAUCUGUUAAGUUUAAAGAGCCUUCUUCAUCUCUUUCACGGGUAGAAAGUUUUUUUUUUUUACUUUCAUCUGUGAAUUUUCGGGGCCCACUCAAAAAAAAAUGGAGAAAUAAGGUGGCAAUUAUUUCUUGAAAGUAUGAUGUACAUCAGUAAUAAGAUAAUAUAUUAUGUUGAGAACCCCGCCGGGCUGUAGCAAUCUUUGUCAGCUUUUGACUACCUUUGAAUUAGGAAGUGUAUGUUUUAACUUAAUGAGAUAUUUCCAUUUACCAUGCUUUUGUUUUAUCGAGAUAUUUUCAAUAUGAUAACACGGCACCAAUCAAUUGAGCAGGUUUUUUUUAAGCAUGUAGACAAAACAGUAAUGGGCACGUGAAAGAAAGAGUCGGGCGGGCUAUAGUUCAAAAAACAGCCACACGACGGAAUAUCUUGUUUAUUGGAAGUUUGAUGGUAAAUCGUAAGUGAAAGAGCAAAGAUAAAGAUGCCAUUGGCGACAACACUCGUCCUCCAAGUCUUAUUCGGUGUGUCGAUAGCAUUAAGCCUGUUUGGUAACACACUGGUUAUCGCAGUUGUCUCGUGUCACCGCAGAUUGCAGACUUCCAUGAACUGUUUGUUAGCCAAUCUCGCCAUUGCUGAUUUUUUCGUUGGUUUAUUCUCUUUUCCAAGGACAUUUCACGCUGGUCUUUAUACACAUCCCAGUGGAUUGGCUGGAGAUAUCUUGUGCAAGACAUUAACUAACGGAAAUUUCGUUUACUUAGCAGCGGUAGCAUCGAUAUUAAUUUUGGUGUUCAUUGCCUGGGAAAGAUAUUUUGCCGUGAUUCAUCCGCUCAGCUCUCGCGGACGAAUAAACGCUAAGAGACUCCGUCUGGUGGUGGCUGUCUCUUGGGUUGCUGCAUUCAGCCUGGAGCUGAUUCCGCUCUGGGUUGUUAAUUUUGACGAGGAGAAGAAAAUUUGCUCCUAUAACUGGUCUGAUACCCUUCGGAAAAUUGACGUGUUCAUCUGGUGUAUCGUCCUCGGUUUGGUGCCACUUGGAGUCGAGGCCUGCCUCUAUUCCCGGGUGGUUUAUCGCCUAUGGGGUGGAAACAAACAAACCGUAAAUAUUUCUGAGCGCUCCUUAAUGCUUCAGAGGAAGAAGUUGACCAAAGUUGUCCUUUCCAUUACUAUUGUAAACGUUAUCUUGUGUCUUCCACUCGACGUUUAUUUCUUUGUCGAAUGUUUCGCUGGUAAGUCUGUGGCUGUGGACACAGGCUCUUGGUCACCACUCUUCAAAUCAGUCGCCCACUUGAUGCUAGUUCUAAAUGCUGCGUGUAAUCCAGUGAUAUACGCAGCACAAGAUCGAAGCUUUAGACGAUAUAUUUGGCGCUUUUUGAAGAAGAUAUGCUGUUGGAAGAUACCUGCCAACAACUGA